AUGGAGAUUGUAUCAGCAUCGGAAACUGUCAUAGCUAAUCCUUCAGUGGAGUUGAAUGCUGGAUCAAAUAUUGUAACAUCUCCACUACUAUCAGAUACGUCAGUAGCGACCACAGGAAGGGUAUUUUCUAUGCAUCCCUCGGUUAAUUUCCUAACAGUUAACAAUCAAAAUGGGCAAUACCUUAUCCAGCAGCCCCUUAAAACUGUCAACAAUGCCUCAGACUUGAUGAAUAAUAGAACCUCCUUCUCCAACAAUCACAUUGUAUUGAAACAAAAACCUCUGACCGAAGCAAACGUGUCAACGGCAGCAACCCUGCUUGGGGACAAGGCUGCAGUUGAAAGGACAGCGAUCAAACGGCCUCUGCUAUCGUCGGGCAACAAUGUUAUCACUAAGGUGAUUUUUACCAAAGCCCCGCUGACUGGCCAGACGCAGGCAGUCCCAGUAGGGACUCAGCAGGUCUUCACCUUGACCUCGUUAUCAAGUGAUGCUGAUUUAAAAAUGGGAGGCCAGCAGCAGGUCUACACAAUGGCACCGACAUCUCAAAGUAACUUGUCUCCGGUGAAGAUCGGUGCUCCCUAUCACAAAAUGUCUACUUCGCCCACUGGUGUGACCAUGAUUCCUGUUUCGCGGUCACCGAACAAACAGACGUUAAGUUCAAACAUAACAAUUUUAUCUCAUGCCCUGAACACGAUAGCCUCCAACGGCAAUAAUCCAUUAAAUCCUGGCGCCACCUCCAAGGUAAUUAUCAAGCAAGGUCCAGCGCCAACAAGCCAGUCCUUCACCUUGAGGGGUCACACUAUGACCUCACAGUCUGCACAGCCAAUCAGAGCUCCCCAUUUAGUUCAAGGUGUCAGAGCUCCACAACUUUCUCACAGUGUUCAGGGUGUUGCCGUUAGCAACGCAGGGUCAGUCAGGCAGAUACAAGUCCCUGGCAGUCGAUUUCACUAUGUGCGCUUGGUUUCUUCUGCCAACAGCUGCGGCAGUGAAGCAUCUGUACUUGCAGCAAAAGCCACGGCCAAAGAAAACGUACAUGUUACCCAGGCCAACAGCAAUAGUUUUUCCUUGUCUGCGGCCCCAGUCUCCAGUGGGAACCAAGUCAAGAUAACUCUCCCGUAUCACCAGCAGAGGACACCUUUGGCACCCAAACCAGCCUCUGUACCUGUCAGCAUUAGUUCCCAGCAGGGCGUCCACCACAUCCUUCUCCCAGCCACCUCUACACCAGGCAGUGUCCGGGGCAACACAAUGAGCACUUUGGUUCCUAUUCAGCCGGCACCCUCUGCACCAAUAACAGCCAUACAGGGUAUGAGCCAGCUGCCCGCGGGGGCCACCAUCUUGUCUGCCGCAAACACCAACAUCCAGGGCAUGCAGAGCUUUGCACUUGUGCCCGCCUACAUUGCACAGAUCCAACACCAGCUCAACAAACCACAAGUGGCCCAGGGCUCAGCUUCUCCGCCACCAUCCAGACAGAGCAGAGAUUAUGUCCCCAUCGCAAGCAUAGAUCCAGUUGUCACACAGUACACAGUUUCCAGAAAUGUUCCCAGUCAGAACGGGCCAACAUUAGAAGCUACUGGCUCUAGACCCAGGAAACCAUGCAAUUGUACCAAAUCUCAGUGUCUGAAACUAUACUGUGACUGUUUUGCAAACGGAGAAUUUUGUCAAAACUGCAAUUGUACAAGCUGUGCCAAUAACCUGCAGCAUGAAGAAGAAAGGUCAAAGGCCAUAAAGUCAUGUCUGGAUCGGAAUCCACAAGCAUUUCAUCCUAAAAUAGGUAAAGGAAGAGAUGUUGAAGGAAGCAGGCGGCACAAUAAGGGCUGUAAUUGUAAACGAUCCGGCUGUCUCAAGAACUACUGUGAAUGCUAUGAGGCCAAAAUUAUGUGCUCCAAUUACUGCAAGUGCAUUGGGUGCAAAAACUUUGAGGAGAGCCCAGAUCGCAAAACACUGAUGCAUCUAGCAGACGCUGCAGACAUGCGGGUGCAGCAGCAGACGGCAGCCAAAACAAAACUGACGUCGCAGAUUUCUUGUGUUCCCACACGGCCCCCUGCCUCAACAACCAGCGGAGAGCGGUUGCCAUUUGCCCUGAUAACUGCAGAUGUGGCUGAAGCCACCUCGGCAUGUUUACUGGCACAGGCAGAGGAGGCAGAAAGGAUGAAGAUGCCCCCUGUUGUCCAAGAGAGGAUGAUCAUUGAAGAGUUUGGACGCUGUCUUACGCAGAUCAUAGAAUCUGCUAACAAAACACGAAGUAAGUUUAUGCAUAAAUAUAGCAUCAGCAUCAUAUGCCGUGCU
Candidula unifasciata is the source of this 2283-nucleotide messenger RNA. Lineage: Eukaryota; Metazoa; Mollusca; Gastropoda; Stylommatophora; Geomitridae. The record is from the annotation of a GenBank genome assembly.